Acanthopagrus latus (yellowfin seabream) is the source of this 1935-nucleotide messenger RNA. It is a transcript of the gene slc7a6os, whose product is annotated as solute carrier family 7 member 6 opposite strand. Gene Ontology annotation, biological process: developmental process. NCBI's taxonomy places the organism in Eukaryota, Metazoa, Chordata, Actinopteri, Spariformes, Sparidae. The record is from RefSeq and is a predicted model, not a curated record. The coding region runs from base 104 to 1087 and encodes 327 amino acids. The transcript is spliced from 5 exons.
UUUGUGAUACCCGGAAAUAAAGGCGGAGUGAGAGCUCUCCUGUUUCCCCGUCUCUCUCUCUCUCUCUCUCUCUGUGUGCCAGACAAACUGAGACAGGGACAUCAUGGACCCAAACACGACGAUUCUGCGAGUCAAGAGAAAAAGGGGGACCGACCCCGCAGAUGCGUUGUUACUGGCGUGUAAACGCAUCCGUCCAGAGACGUCCCAGAACUCCGGUGAAACGGUACCGGAGCCAAAUGAAGCCGAAGUGGAAAACUCGGUCUUCAAACUCGUGGCAACGGUGGCGACACAGGAUUCGCCUGUUCAGACGCAGGUCCGGCAGGCUUUGGCUCGGCCUCGGAUGGCCCACGCACUUCGCCCCUCUGCUGCCAGUUCACAACGGAUAAUUGGGGACCUGCGGAGCACAAAGUGGAGCACUCGGAGGGAGGAACGCUACAGAAUACUCUCCAGCCACCGUACGGGGCUGUCAAACCCAGCUGAGCAGCAAACCCCUCAGACAGAUGCUUCUGGAGAUGUGGAGGGAACUCCAAAAGAGCAGGACAAACGUUGGAGUCUAGGUGAAAUCCAGGUGGUUGAUCUCCUACACGAGAAUGGAGAGGACCCGUCCUCUGGCAAGGAGCAGUCCACGGACCCUGAAGUGAUCCUGUGUAACAGCACCAAGAUGCUGCGGGAGCGUCUGUGCGUAUCUGGCGAGAGGCUCGGGGAAGAGCACCGGGAGCUGGACGAUGACUACGUCUACGAUCUUUACUACCAGGAAACAGUCACACCAGGGUGGAUCCAGGAUGUCCUGUCUGUCAGGGCCUAUGCCGAUGAGGGAGAACUGGUGCCUGACCUCGUGGUUCAUGAAGAGGAGGUGUAUGAAGAUGAGGAUGAUGAGAACGAGGAAGCAAACUGGAGAAAUGACUACCCUGAUGAGGAGAGUGGUUCAGACAACGACCGAGAGGAGCGUUUUGGUGGUUACUGGGAGGAGGAGCACUCGUACAGCCAGAGGAGCUGGCAGCGCUACCAGAGGGAAGUGCUGCACGAGCUGGGCUGCCGUGGUGAAGAUGACGAUGCGGAUGAUGGAGACAAAUAUGAUUCUGACUGAUCUGUUCUAACCCACAGCUGUCAGUGGUUCUUCCCAAUGUCCUCUCAGAAAUAACCCCAUAGUAUAUAUCCCUGUGUAGGCGAGAGUGGAGGAAAAUAACUGCUCAGGUGGCACAGAACAGAAACAUGCCUGAAAAUUAUAACUGAAACAAAUCAAAGUGUAGCAGUUUGUGUGUAGCACUGUUCACCUGGCAGAAACAUCACAUUGUUGGUACCAGUAACAAUCCACUUGUGUUCCAAAGUCCAGUUCUAUGUAUCGGUGUGUAAGAAAAGCCAACAGUCACAAAGUUUGUCCACCAUGAAUGGUUCAGAAAGUUGCGCUUUUCGGGUGGAACCCAUCCCUCUCUACUACACAGGUAGGUGUUAUUUCCAGAAGGAUCCAGAGUGUCUUUUUUUUUUUAACUGUGGUGGAGUGAACUUGUGUGUGUGUGGGUGUUUGUCCAAAGUGGAUGUGUGUGUGUGUGUGUGUGUGUGUGUGUGUUAGAAAUGUUGCGUAUUAGUGCUACAUGCCUGGUAUGCUUUGUGCUGUUAACACUUCUGUUAGUGAGACGUCUUGGGCUGCGCGUGGUUCCAAUUUAGGGUGUUUGCAUUUUGUGCAUGGUUGUGUGUGUGUGUGUGUGUGUGUGUGUGUGUGUGUGUGUGGGUAUAAGUGUGUGUUAAGAUUUUGCAUAAUGUGAAAGUGUGGUGCAUUGUUUCUGUUGUGGAUGUGAGUUUGUUUCAGAAAUUCCCCUUUUUUGAAGUUCAGAUUGUUUGUUUCUGUUGGUUGCUUGUUGGAUUAAAGUUUUUGUAAAUAUGUAGAUGUGUAUAAAAAGAAAGCUUUCAAAAUAAACCACAAACAUCUCAGUGUCA